Molecule: messenger RNA, 453 nt
Organism: Thelazia callipaeda (thelaziosis nematode)
Lineage: Eukaryota; Metazoa; Nematoda; Chromadorea; Rhabditida; Thelaziidae
Source: the annotation of a GenBank genome assembly
CUGAUUCAGAUUUCUGGAGCAUUUGAAUAUCCUGGGGGAGUGCCGGCUAGCUUGGCGACUGAUAGCAGGGAGCAGUGGGAUUUCCCAAAUGGCUUUCCUCCUCUGAUCCAUAUGAUUAUUGAAGGUCUUCGCAAGUCACAAAAUGCUGCGAUGCAAAAUCAAGCUUAUCGUUUAGCGAGAAAAUGGGUAAUGAGUAAUUAUCGUGUUUAUAAAGAAACAAAAAAAAUGUGGGAAAAGUACGAUGUAAGUGGUAGUUAUCCUCAUCCUGGAAUUGGAGGAGAAUAUGAAGUACAGGAUGGAUUUGGUUGGACUAAUGGGGUGAUUUUGGAUUUGCUUACAAAAUACAAGGAUGAAAUGAAAAUUGUGGACUACACUCAAUUACAGCAUUCACCUUUCCGACCGCAUGACGAGAACGCAGCAUUGCGACGCUUUCGAAGAUUAGCCAAUUAUUGA